Eucalyptus grandis is the source of this 1769-nucleotide messenger RNA. RefSeq names its product cytochrome P450 CYP82D47. The record is from RefSeq and is a predicted model, not a curated record. Gene Ontology annotation, biological process: defense response to other organism. The transcript has 5 exons. Lineage: Eukaryota; Viridiplantae; Streptophyta; Magnoliopsida; Myrtales; Myrtaceae. Bases 43 to 1662 code for a protein of 539 amino acids. Gene Ontology annotation, molecular function: heme binding; oxidoreductase activity, acting on paired donors, with incorporation or reduction of molecular oxygen; monooxygenase activity.
CAUGCCUUCUCCCUCCCUCCCUCUCUCUCUCUCUCAACCACCAUGCUCUUCCUCACUCAUCUCCUAGCAGUUCUAGGUUUUCUGUUGCUCUUACUAAUCCUAUGGAGGGCAAGAUCUUCUCCCAAAAUGCCCAAAGGCACCAUCUUACCCCCGGAGCUGCCGGGCGCAUGGCCGAUCAUAGGCCACCUCCACUUGCUACGCGGUGAGACCCCACUGGCCAGGACCCUGGCUGCCAUGGCCGACAAGCAAGGGCCGAUGUUCCGGAUCUGGCUCGGAGUCCAUCCGACGACCGUCAUAAGCAGCCGCGAGGCGGUCCGGGAGUGCUUCACCACCCACGACAAGGAGCUAGCUUCUCGUCCCAAAUCCAUGGCGGGAGUCCACUUGGGCUACGGGCACACCGUUUUCGUCUUCGCGGAAUACGGAGACCUUUGGCGCGAGAUGAGGAAGAUCACCAUGCUCGAGCUCCUAUGCACUCGAAGGCUUGACAAUCUAAAGCACGUUCAAGAAUCAGAAAUCGACUCCUUCGUCAAGGACCUGCGCACCCUUUGCAUGACCAACACCGACGACGCCCAAAAUGGGUCCUCCAAGGGGGUGGUCAUAAGCGAAUUGCUCGAGCUCCUGACCUUGAACAUCAUGACCAGAAUGCUCGCGAGCAAGAGAUACUUCGGACAAUUGUCAGCGUCGACUGGGUCCUCCACCGAUUACGACGAGGCAAGUCACCUGAGGGAAUUGAUCAAGGACUUCAUGUACCUUUUUGGGCUCCCUGUAGUUUCAGACUUCUUGCCCUUCCCGGAAUGGACCGACUGCACGGGAACCGUGAAGACCAUGAAGAGGGUGGCGAGAGAACUCGAUGAGAUCGUUGGGAAAUGGGUUGAAGAGCACAAGCUGAAGAGAUGUGAUCACAGAGGAGAAGCGAUCGAUGUGAGGGAGGAUUUCAUAGACGUUAUGCUGUCCAUGAUCGGGGAGGAUAGUUUCGCCAAGUUUGGUCACCCUCCUGAGAGGCUCAUCAAGGCAACAGUAGUGAACAAUAUAGUGGCCGGAUCAGACACAACAUAUCUGACCUUGACAUGGGUCUUGUCUCUAUUACUCAACCACAAACACAUCUUGAAGAGAGCUCAAGAAGAGAUGGACCUCAUGGUGGGCAAGGACAAAUGGAUACAAGACUCCGACAUUGAGAACUUGCCUUACCUCCAAGCCAUCGUCAAGGAAACCCUACGCCUAUAUCCAACAGCUCCCCUUGCAGCCCCGCAUGAAGCGAGAGCGGACUGCACCGUGAGCGGCUAUCGCAUCCCCAAAGGUACUCGGAUAAUCAUCAAUGUGUGGAAACUACACAGAGAUCCUCAAGUCUGGUCCAACCCGGAAAAAUUCUUGCCCGAAAGGUUCUUAACAAAUCAUUCAGGUAUGGAUGCUUUGGGUCAGCAUUUCAAGUUCAUUCCAUUUGGGUCGGGUAGAAGAUCAUGCCCGGGAGCCAUGUUGGCAUUGCGAGUGACCCACUUGACGUUGGCUCGUCUUCUUCAAGGAUUUGACUUGGCCACACCGUCGAACAAACCGGUGGACAUGACCGAAGGCUUAGGGGUCACCCUGCCCAAGGCCUCUCCUCUUCGAGUCAUCCUCACCCCAAGGUUGCCUCCCACGCUCUAUGAGCAAUUGACGGAAAAUUAAAAACUAUUUUCGUCGGGAAAAGAAAAAAAAAUCCAUGUAUGUGAGUAAUCUUGCUUAACAAAAUAAUUAUGUGUGUAAAUAAUAUGGAUUGGACGAGUGUUAAACCA